This is a messenger RNA of Balaenoptera musculus (blue whale), 2891 nucleotides long. RefSeq names its product solute carrier family 24 member 4 (gene SLC24A4). Gene Ontology annotation, molecular function: calcium, potassium:sodium antiporter activity; calcium channel activity. The record is from RefSeq and is a predicted model, not a curated record. The transcript has 15 exons. Gene Ontology annotation, biological process: sensory perception of smell; intracellular calcium ion homeostasis; calcium ion transmembrane transport. The coding region runs from base 1 to 1638 and encodes 545 amino acids. NCBI's taxonomy places the organism in Eukaryota, Metazoa, Chordata, Mammalia, Artiodactyla, Balaenopteridae. Gene Ontology annotation, cellular component: membrane.
AUGUCCUCUUGUCUUCCAGCGAUUCAUGAGUUCCCCACAGACCUGUUCUCCAAUAGCGAGCGACAGCACGGAGCCGUCUUGCUGCAUAUCCUUGGUGCUCUGUACAUGUUCUACGCCUUGGCCAUAGUGUGCGAUGACUUCUUCGUUCCGUCUCUAGAGAAGAUCUGCGAGAAACUCCAUCUGAGCGAAGAUGUGGCUGGAGCCACCUUCAUGGCUGCAGGAAGCUCGACGCCAGAGCUGUUUGCCUCUGUAAUUGGUGUGUUCAUCACCCACGGAGAUGUCGGGGUUGGGACCAUCGUGGGCUCUGCUGUGUUCAACAUCCUGUGUAUAAUCGGAGUUUGUGGAUUAUCCGCAGGGCAGCAGGUGAUCCGUCUGACGUGGUGGGCCGUGUGCCGAGACUCUGUGUACUACACCCUCUCUGUCAUUGUGCUCAUUGCCUUCAUAUAUGAUGAAGAAAUUGUGUGGUGGGAAGGCCUGGUGCUCAUCAUCUUGUACGUGUUUUACAUUCUGAUCAUGAAGUACAAUGUGAAGAUGCAGGCCUUUUUCACAGUCAAACAAAAGACCAUUGCAAAUGGCAACACGGUCAACAGUGAGCUGGAGGAUGGUAAUGAUUACUGUGAUAGUAGCUCUGAUGACCCUUCCAUGCCAUUGCUGGGGCAAGUGAAGGAGGAGCCGCAGUACAGCAGAAACCCAGUGGUGAUGGUGGAUGAGGUCAUGAGCUCCAGCCCUCCCAAGUUCACCUUCCCGGAAGCAGGCUUACGCAUAAUGAUCACCAAUAAGUUUGGGCCCAGGACUCGUCUGCGGAUGGCCAGCAGGAUCAUAAUUAACGAGAGGCAGAGGCUGAUCAACUCGGCAAACGGUGUGAGCAGCAAGCCACUUCAGAACGGGAGACACGAGCGCAUCGAGAACGGGAACGUUCCCGUGGAAAGCCCUGCAGAGCCGCAGCGGGAGCGGGAGCAGCCGCCGCCGGCCCCGGAGCCAGAGCUGGUCGAGGCCGCUUUCCUGUCCCCCUUCUCCAUGCCCGAGGCAAGAGGGGACAAAGCCAAGUGGGUGUUGACCUGGCCACUCAUCUUCCUCCUGUGUAUCACCAUCCCCAACUGCAGCAAGCCCCGCUGGGAGAGGUUCUUCAUGCUCACCUUCGUCAUGGCCACGCUGUGGAUCGCUGUCUUCUCCUACCUGAUGGUGUGGCUGGUGACUGUUAUUGGAUACACCCUUGGAAUCCCUGAUGUCAUCAUGGGCAUUACUUUCCUUGCAGCAGGCACAAGCGUUCCAGACUGCAUGGCCAGCUUAAUUGUGACGAGACAAGGCCUUGGUGACAUGGCGGUCUCUAACACCAUAGGAAGCAACGUGUUUGACAUCCUCGUGGGACUCGGCGUACCAUGGGGGCUGCAGACCAUGGUUAUUAAUUAUGGAUCCACGGUGAAGAUCAACAGCCGGGGUCUGGUCUACUCCGUGGUGUUGCUUCUGGGCUCCGUUGCUCUCACCGUCCUCGGCAUCCAUCUGAACAAAUGGAGGCUGGACCGGAAGCUGGGGGUCUACGUGCUGGUUCUCUACGCCAUCUUCUUGUGCUUCUCCAUAAUGAUAGAGUUUAACGUCUUUACCUUUGUCAACUUGCCGAUGUGCCGAGAAGACGAUUAAAGCGGAGCCGCCGCCCCCCAACCCGGGAGCUCUUCUGGACACUCCGGCGCUGGCGUCCUCCUUCUCCUCCCCUCCCCCACCACGAGUCUCUCCUGCACCGGCCGCCACCGUCCGUUCUUUCAUCCUCGGGAAGGAAGAGCCAUCGUGGUCUUUGUAUGGUCACGGGCCAGGCUGCUGGGCAUCCUUCUCCUCCUCGGGGUUCUGCCCCACAAGAGGCAAGAUUCAGGGGCCGCUGUUCGAGCAGCUUCGCAGCCCUCUGAGCCACCAGCCACAGGGACAUGGCAUGUGUCUCCUCUUUUGGACGCUUGGAUCACAAGGACUUCUGUGUGCUGGUUGUCCUUCUGUCGCACUGCGGCCUUGGAAAUGAGGCGGGCGGUGAACACAGGGUCUCCUGUGGCAACGCAAACUAGGAGUGUUGUUCUCAAGGGUCCCCUCUGGGCCAGAGAGUGUGGGUUCCUUGGGCAGCGUGUGCUACUAAUAAGAGCCUCUGAAUCCUGCUGGAGGCACUUACGGUUUGGAGGGAGCAAGGCUCCGCUUGUUGGGAGUUUGGGGCUGUGACGGCAAACACCCCAACCCUUUUCCUGAAAAAAUUGGAAGAAUGGAAACAGUUGUUCACAGCAGAAGAGAGAAAACGAGUGAAUAUUCUUAUCACUUGCAUUGAUGCAUUCAGAGAAUGAGCAAUGAAACAUUAAAAGUAAAAUGUUAGCUAUACAUCUUCAUACUUGAAAAAUAUCAUUCCAUACAAAGAACCUUGAUGGGGACCAAAAAGGUAACGCUUAUGGAAAACAAAUCCUAUGUAUAUCGUGUUGCACUGACGCUAAGAUGUUUGGUUUGGAACAUAGAAAAGAGCGGAAGACUAACAUCUAAACGGGUGCUAACUCAGAGACACGGUGGAGAUGGUAGUUUACAGCCAUUCAUUCCAGACCUCCUGUGGCAUGGGACGCGCGCUGUCAGUUUGGAUUUGUCAUUUCUUUGUUAAUGCUCUGCUCUCAAAACCACCCCGUUCAAAGGCCCAAUUGUUUAUAUGCCCAACAAAUUUCAUAGCCUGCUGAACUGGAAUGCGUGUGCCAGAAGUAAUGGUUACUGACAAGAAGAGAGAUUUCCUGAAAAACCACCAAUUGCUCUCUGCUGAGCUGGAGGCGAGUAUGAAAACCGUAACUAGAAAUUUUUUAGAGCUAAGGUUGUUGAACCUUAUAGUUUGCUCCACAGGAAAGGCCAAAGAUGGGAGGUUGAUUCAAAAAUAGAUAGAAACA